Molecule: messenger RNA, 369 nt
Organism: Brassica napus (rape)
Lineage: Eukaryota; Viridiplantae; Streptophyta; Magnoliopsida; Brassicales; Brassicaceae
Product: protein YIP4b-like
Exons: 2
Coding region: 1-369 (122 amino acids)
Source: RefSeq, a predicted model, not a curated record
AUGUUGUACUAUGUUCCUGGAACCAUCCUCCCCGCUCAUCCACCGAGCUCGAUCCGUCCCUCAAUACCCAUCCCAUCCUCCUCUCCAUUCGUCCAAUCCAACCUCCCUCCGCUUCCGCCGUCUUCCUCCUCCACCUCCCAGAAAGUGCCGCCCGUUCCAGCCCCUCCAUCGCUUCUGCCGGCAGUUAACUUCAGCAUCUCGAAAGUUCGAGGACGAUCGGUGGGAGCGGGUUCUCCGCCGAACACGUUGACGGAGCCGGUGUGGGAUACUGUGAAGAAGAAUCUGUCGAUGUCGAUGAUCGUGAGUAAUCUGAAGCUGGUGGUGUUUCCGAAUCCGAAUAGGGAGUUUGUGUUCUGGGAAGGCGCUUAG